GGCGAGGGGCGAGCGAGGCAGCGGCCGCGGCCAGGACCAUGGGCACUUUGCGGGAUUUACAGUACGCGCUGCAGGAGAAGAUCGAGGAGCUGCGGCAGCGGGAUGCGCUCAUCGACGAGCUGGAGCUGGAGUUGGACCAGAAGGACGAACUGAUCCAGAAGCUGCAAAACGAGCUGGACAAGUACCGCUCUGUGAUCCGGCCCGCCACGCAGCAGGCGCAGCAGCAAAGCGCCGGCACCUUGCAAGGCGAGCAGAGGACCAAGAGGCAGGCGAUUUCAGCCGAGCCCACCGCCUUUGACAUCCAGGAUCUCAGCCACGUCACCCUGCCCUUCUACCCCAAGAGCCCGCAAUCCAAGGAACUAAUAAAGGAAGCAAUCCUUGACAACGACUUCAUGAAGAAUCUGGAACUGUCACAGAUCCAGGAGAUUGUGGAUUGUAUGUAUCCGGUGGAGUAUGGCAAAGACAGCUGCAUCAUCAAAGAAGGAGAUGUGGGGUCCCUGGUGUAUGUCAUGGAAGAUGGGAAGGUUGAAGUGACAAAAGAGGGUGUAAAGCUGUGCACCAUGGGACCUGGCAAAGUAUUUGGGGAACUGGCCAUCCUCUACAACUGCACCCGGACAGCAACUGUCAAAACUCUCGUAAAUGUGAAACUUUGGGCUAUUGAUCGGCAAUGUUUUCAAACAAUAAUGAUGAGGACAGGCCUUAUCAAGCAUACUGAGUAUAUGGAAUUUUUAAAAAGUGUUCCCACAUUCCAGAGCCUGCCUGAGGAGAUACUUAGUAAGCUUGCAGAUGUCCUUGAAGAGACGCACUACGAGAGCGGGGAGUAUAUUAUUAGACAAGGUGCUCGAGGGGACACUUUCUUCAUAAUCAGCAAAGGGAAGGUGAAUGUUACUCGUGAAGACUCCCCCAGUGAAGAUCCAGUCUUUCUCCGCACUUUAGGGAAAGGAGAUUGGUUUGGAGAAAAGGCUCUUCAAGGGGAGGAUGUCAGAACAGCCAAUGUCAUCGCGGCUGAAGCGGUAACUUGUCUUGUCAUAGACAGAGACUCCUUCAAACAUCUAAUUGGUGGUCUAGAUGACGUUUCCAAUAAAGCCUAUGAAGAUGCCGAAGCGAAAGCGAAAUACGAAGCCGAAGCUGCCUUCUUCGCCAACCUGAAACUGUCUGAUUUCAACAUCAUUGACACGCUUGGAGUUGGAGGGUUUGGACGAGUUGAACUGGUCCAGUUGAAAAGUGAAGAAUCGAAAACGUUUGCCAUGAAGAUCUUGAAGAAACGGCACAUAGUGGACACAAGACAGCAGGAGCACAUACGGUCAGAGAAGCAGAUAAUGCAGAGCGCUCAUUCGGACUUCAUCGUGAGGCUCUACAGGACGUUCAAAGACAGCAAGUAUUUGUACAUGCUGAUGGAAGCCUGUCUAGGUGGAGAGCUCUGGACAAUUCUCAGGGACAGAGGUUCAUUUGAAGAUUCGACGACCAGAUUUUAUACCGCAUGUGUGGUCGAAGCUUUUGCCUAUUUGCAUUCCAAAGGAAUCAUCUAUAGGGACCUCAAGCCAGAAAACCUCAUUCUGGAUCAUCGAGGUUAUGCCAAACUGGUCGAUUUUGGCUUUGCAAAGAAAAUAGGAUUUGGAAAAAAAACAUGGACUUUUUGUGGAACUCCAGAGUACGUAGCCCCAGAGAUCAUCCUGAACAAAGGUCACGACAUUUCAGCAGACUACUGGUCACUGGGAAUCUUAAUGUAUGAACUCCUGACUGGCAGUCCGCCUUUCUCAGGCCCAGACCCCAUGAAGACCUACAACAUCAUAUUAAGGGGAAUUGACAUGAUUGAAUUUCCAAAGAAGAUUGCCAAAAAUGCUGCUAAUUUAAUUAAAAAACUAUGCAGGGACAAUCCAUCAGAAAGAUUAGGGAACUUGAAAAAUGGAGUAAAAGAUAUCCAAAAGCACAAAUGGUUUGAAGGCUUUAACUGGGAAGGGUUGCGAAAAGGGACACUGACACCUCCUAUAAUACCCAGUGUUGCAUCUCCGACAGACACAAGCAAUUUCGACAGCUUCCCUGAGGACAAUGAUGAACCACCUCCUGAUGACAACUCAGGAUGGGACAUAGAUUUUUAAUGUAUUUCUUUUACCUGCUUCUGCCUUGCUGAAGACAGCUUCCUGGGACGUGGCUGCCAGCAGAACUGAAAGAAUUGGGGAGGAUUAGUGCUCGGGGUCACCAUGAUGCCUUGAUUGAUGCUGCUACAGUAACUACAGUGGCAUUAGGACUUCUUGCUUAGAUGACAAUAGUGCUCUUCAUGUUUUAUGUUCAAACUUAAAUAGCAGUUGACAUGGUGGUCCUGAUGCAAAGCCUUUCACCGGUAAAGAGAUACGUUUUCUAUCACUGCAACGAUCUUGCUAUGCUCUAAUUAUAAAAGUUGAAAGAUUCCUAGUGUAAGAUGCACUUAAUUCUAGCUGCAAGGUACUGGCUUUUAUCAGUAGGAUCAAUAGUAAUUUAUUAAGUACUGUAGCUAAGUGCAGUACAGGAUUUGAGCUACUCCCACAUGUCAAGCUCUGUAGGUCUUCUACUGUUGGCCAGUGUAGAAACAAAGGAGGACCACAAAAACACCGGUCAAAGAGUUCGUGUCAAAGCAGUGGUAAGAUUUGUCCUUUUUCUUUCCAAGCAGUAUUCAUGACAAGACUGAAUGUUACCGUUCCUCUUUUAUUUUGAGAGAGAGAUUUUUUUUUUUAACCUGACGUAACAAAAAGCACAACUGCUAUAGAUUCUGUUGAGAACUGUUAAGGCAGAUAUGGGUCGCUUCUCCCGUACAGCUGAGAACAUAGCGUAACACAAGGGGUUUUUUUUUUCCUUCUUUCUUUUUUGGUACAAAUACAUAAUUGCAUGGAAAAAAAGAAUCAUAAAGUUAUCCGUUUUACAUAUAAAAUAGCGCUUAAAUAAUGGUCCUAUAAUAAAGCGACAGCAGCCAACUGGUCUUAUUGACUAGCUAUUAGACAUGAAACUAAGCUUAACUUUUACCUUUUUAGAACCCAAAGGGAAAAUACAAGACCCGUAAUGUACUUUAUAGGUGCUAUGUACAUCCGUCAUCUGUGAACAUGCCUAUUCAGUCAGCGACCAUUUCAGAAAUAUGUAGCAAGAGGCAUCAUCUUCCGUCACGCGCUAAGAACAGAGAACUUUAAGUCUCCAUUUCUGCAUCUCGUCCACGUUUACUUCAAAGCCAAUUUAAAAAAAUAAUAAUAGUAAUAAUAAUGGAACGUACGGUACGAGGCCAGUGUGCUGCCUCCGCCUGGAAGCUUGCACAUCGAAGUGCAAUUUGAACGCCGCACCAGAGUAAGUCAGAAGGUGCUCCACAGAAAAGUCGGUGGGAUUAAAAGGAAAUUAAAAGGAAAAAUGCUAUUAGCUUAACGCAGACAGGUUGCGUUUGCCUGAGAUUUACUGCUCUGUGCGUCUCCGAAGUACCAAGUCCUCAGUGACCACGCUUAGGCAUGGUGAUGGCAAGAGCUGAAGCCCCUCAUAUAUAUAGAAAAAAAAGGUGGGAAAAAUGUGGAUAUGGCUUUCCUCUCAUUUCCACCGCUUUUCUGCAAGAGCAGCUCCUUUGCUUUAGUGAAGUCUCUUCUGACUUACGCCAAAGUAACCAAAACACCCUGUCCUCUAUGCCUACUCUGCCGAAACCUCCUUGUACUCGUGCCUGCCCCGAGCUUAGCAGACACUGCCCCGUUUGAUCGCAGGGUCAUCGAGAGCUAUUGCAGACGACGGGAAGUCGACAGCCCAACUUUCUGCUAGUCGCAACGGGUUAUCUCCUGUUCCCAUCGUGACUGCGGUUCAUCCCUGACGUUUCGGUAACUCCUGGGAAUUGUCGGCUUGUACGGCGCCGCGCGUCCACGUACGCGAGGAAUUUCCUUGCAGGAGGAUUCCUCCCAAAGGAUAAGAGUCUGGGCUUUGACUUUGUUCCCCUGAGUUUUACCCCAAAAAGGGGAGCGCUGAGAAAACACAUCUGUUUCUCUGAUGCUAAUUCCCAACGCUUUUCCAGUUUCCCGGCGCGAGUGACUUGCGCAGUCUUAACAGACCAUGCUAAAAAGAUAUUUUUCUCCACUUCGUUGACAGGCUCAGCGGUAUCUGAAGUGUGCCGAAGAGCUCAAAUAUCGCAGACUCCCUUUAAAAACAGUCUGUUUCCCUGAAUUUUCUCCAUGCUUUAAUAGACGAGCGAGUUAGCAUCUUCAGCACAAUAACUCCCGGUUAUUUCUGCUAUUCAUUAAUCACGCGUGGCAUUGUAGUAACAUCUGUCUGCCUUGAAAAGCCUAGGGAAAAGACGGUAGUCUACCGGGAAUUCCUUGCGUAGGGUAAAAAUAUACACUUAGUUUUACACGUUUAUCUUAAGGAUCGAAAACCCUGCCUGCAAGCAAAUACUAAAUACUAGGGCUAAAAUAAUUGCUAGGCAUCCUCCCAAAGGAGCAGUCGUUAAAGCUGAACUCUAUUCGUGUCCCCCCCAUUUCUCAGUGUCGUGGCUACAUUAGACAAGAGAACUUGUUUCCUUUGAUACCUUUGUGCAGAAGAGGAUUUUGUUUCCAUUCCAGAUAUCGCAAUAUUUAGCACUUGAGGUUCAGCUGGCGUCAAGCAAGGGCUCGCCACAGGGAAAAGAGCAUUACAGUGUUUUUUUGGGGGGGAGGAGAGAACUGAAAACAUUGCAAGAAGAGCGUUUUAAAACUGGGCUAAGGAGUUACUUUCUUUCUGCCUAUCAGUUUUUCCUUAUGCCACAUACAGUAAUACCGGAAUCACGUGGCACGAACAUGAAUUUAUUUUGGUAUCAGACACCUCACUCAGCUUUCGUCACCUUUACUAAGCAUACUUUAAACAUAAUUAGCGUAUGUAUAUUAAUAAUAUACGUCUUCAUUUACGAGUAAUAUAUUUGAGUUGCAUUUUAUAUAUAUAUAUAUAUAUAUAUAUAUAUUCACAACAACUGAUUGCCUCUGUGUUUCCACAUACUGUCUUUCCUUCUUUGUCUCCUUUUUUAAUAUAUGGGACGACGGUGUAUUUACAUAAAGGGAAAUCAGCUACCAUAUUUAAAACAAAAAAUGUGUUAAGAUUGGUGUCGUAAGAUACAGAUGAUCUGUAGCUUCUUACAGUGCUGCAUUAUCCAUAGUAAACUCUUAUUUAACAACAGGACCACAAGCAGAUGUUUAUGUAAAUAGAUAUUUUCGUGUUGAUAUUUUGUGGUACACAUGUAACUUUUUAUUUAGCGUUCCAUGGCAUUAUUUCUUCAUUUUCUUAUUUGUAAUGUAAUGUUUUUAGAUCAAAGUAGACUUGAAUUAAUGUCAUAAUUGUCAGUAUUAUUAAACUUUCUGUCAACUGUACUGUUACUCAUCUGUCCCAUAGUUUUAGAACAUGACUAGCUAUCUGGCAUUGUUGCAAGUGCCUUAAAUUCAUGGCAUCCUAUAAAAAUACAAAUUUGGUGUUAUGCUGCAUGACAAAGACAAACACACCUCAAAAUGUUGUCCUUUCUUAGCUUGCUGCGUUUUACAGUUCUUUCUGCUACCAAUUUCUAAGCCUUUAUUAUAUACUAUUGAUGAACUACAGAAAUGAUGAAGUUGUUCUCUUAUUUCUGUUAAAUGUACCAGAGCUGUGUAUCUGUUAAUGAGAUACAGAGUCAUUUCUGUGAAAUGUAUAAAUGUAUGUGCGGGUCAAAUUAAUAUAUGACAUCCUAUCAGUCUGUAUACAGGUAUUCCUGUUUUGCUAAGCUGUGCAGAUUUAACCUAUAGUGCAGUAACGUUCCAACGUAUCAUGUUUUCUAAACCUCAUUGUAAACGGUCGGCCCAGAGAAAGGAUUUAGCAAUUCGGUGUCAUCGCGGCCAAGCAAAACUGCGUUUGGACGCGAAACCAAUGACUGCGAAAAAGAUAAAUUUAAGGAAAAAAGGGGAAAAAAAAAAGAAAAAAAGCCGCAUCGCGUUUGCACCACUCAACAAAACAGGAUCAGUGCUUUCCAUGAGCCCUUCUAUAUGCAAGUAGGUCCUUACGGAGGCAAGCUCUCGGCCCACCUAAAAGCUAGCCGUCAAAAAUGUUACUGCUGCUGCUUCCUCCGCAGCUGCCCGCAGCGUAAAACGGAGCGCUGAGACUUUUUAACGGUUUCGGGCUUUACUGGCAAAGGGAAAUGUCAUUCGGAGUCGCCCAUCCUACCGGUUCCGCUCGAUGCUGGUUUUACACUGGUCACUUAUUUUGUAUUCUUACGCCCCUAUUUCCCCCUACCCCCCCCCCCCCGGCCUCUUCCCACCGCAGAUUCUGCAUAAAAGGGUUUUUUCUUUUUUCCUGUUUGUCAGAAGACGUCCAUCAUCGAAUGGUCACUGACCAGUUGCACUCUUUUGAUGUAGACUUAAAAACCUGGGAUUUAUGUUUGUUUGUUUGUUUCCCCAUAAAUUGAACCGCUUUGGUUUCGCUCUGUAUUUUCCCCGCAGCUGUAAUUGCUGAGUGCCUGUUGUAUACUUUAUAGAGUUGAAAUAAAAAUAAUUACUUUUGAA
Rhea pennata is the source of this 6488-nucleotide messenger RNA. It is a transcript of the gene PRKG1, whose product is annotated as protein kinase cGMP-dependent 1. NCBI's taxonomy places the organism in Eukaryota, Metazoa, Chordata, Aves, Rheiformes, Rheidae. Gene Ontology annotation, molecular function: ATP binding; cGMP-dependent protein kinase activity. The coding region runs from base 39 to 2099 and encodes 686 amino acids. The transcript is spliced from 18 exons. The record is from RefSeq and is a predicted model, not a curated record. Gene Ontology annotation, biological process: protein phosphorylation.